UAUAUAAACCUACACAUCCGCAUGCAUCAAGUAUUUUACACAUCCUCUACAUCUUUAUUUCCAAUAUUUACAAGUUUUAUUCAAACCGUUAAGAUGGUCUCCUUUAAAUUCUUUGCCUUUCAAGGUCUACUCGUCCUCUCUCAGACGGCUUUCGUCCUCUCUCAGCAGACGACUUCAGCCCCUGUUCAUCGUCGCCAAGCUGUCGCAGACUGUCCCAUAACCAAAUCCAUCGCCGGGGGUUGCCUAGGCAGGUGACCUCAAGCGUCUCAACCGCUACGGCCAGUUGGUCAGCGUCUAGGCGGAUUCCUUGGCCGCAAAGAAGACUUAUAAGCAUGAGUUCCAAUUUUGCGCUCAAUAAGCAUCAUCAAAUUGGAGGGUAUGUGUACACGACGGCCCUUGGAGAUGGGAUAUUGGCCUGGCCUGGCUGGCUGCUUAGCAGUCGCGUAGGGACGCUGAUUUCUUUGACUGUGGUAAUUGUCGCUAUAUAAAACUUUUGAAUAGCUAGCCAGACCUCCUGCAGUAGUCUAAGAAUCAUGUAUCGUCUUUAUCUAUAGUCUUGGCAAUACUCUCGCUUUAGCCCCGCGUCGAAGGGCGCGUCGAUGACAACUCUGACGUCAACCGCCACAUCUUACAGAACCCCAGCAUAAAAGCGGACAUUGCGUCAAAUGGUAUCUGCCUUCUUUCAUUCCUCGUUUUACCCCCGGCGUUUUGACAAGUAUUGAUCUUAAAGGCUCGACUCUGUUAGCCAUUGCAAGCGCCGAUAUCCGAUACUGACCGUAUCACCGACAACCCCAAAACGAAACAACGCACCGUGAAACUCAAUUUCCCUCAACCAGACCGUGCGACGACUUCUUCAACAGCCAAGUCGCUUGAACAAAGCCACCAACAUGUCAUCACCAGACCUAGGCCCCAAGCCGAAAACAAUCACCGGAGGCUGCCUCUGCGGCGCCCUUCGCUACACAAUCACCUUCCCCGAGUCCCACGACUUCGCCUCCGACGCGCAGACCUGCCAAUGCACGCAGUGCCGCAAGCAGUCGGGCGCCCUAUUCGUCGCCUUCCACCGCGCACCGUGGCCCUUCCAAUGGUCCGCCGCCGGCACCCGUACCCUGAAGGAGUUCAGCAUAACGCCCGUCGCGAAGCGGGGGUUCUGCACUGAGUGCAGCUCGUGGCUGUACUACCGCGCCGAGGAGGAGUCCUGGGCAAGUCUCUGCGUCGGGACGGUCGACCAGGAGGUCCUGAUCGGGGCGUCGGGUGGCGGUGGUAGCGGGGGAGGAGGGUUCGGGCGGGCGUUGGUGAACGGGUUCGGCGGGCAUGAGUGGUGCGAGAACGAGAUCCCCGGCGUGACGGACGAUAUCCCGUUGUUGAGGAAGGGGGUGAGGAAUCAGACGAAUGGGGGGGAGAGCACGAUUGCCAAGGCCAAGCUGUGACAAGGCCAUUCAGUGUAUGC
Colletotrichum destructivum is the source of this 1447-nucleotide messenger RNA. Its product is annotated as Putative CENP-V/GFA domain, Mss4-like superfamily protein. Gene Ontology annotation, molecular function: carbon-sulfur lyase activity. The transcript has 2 exons. The record is from RefSeq and is a predicted model, not a curated record. NCBI's taxonomy places the organism in Eukaryota, Fungi, Ascomycota, Sordariomycetes, Glomerellales, Glomerellaceae. Bases 888 to 1427 code for a protein of 179 amino acids.